This is a messenger RNA of Tribolium madens (black flour beetle), 1049 nucleotides long. RefSeq names its product transforming acidic coiled-coil-containing protein 3-like. Gene Ontology annotation, biological process: mitotic spindle organization; cell population proliferation. NCBI's taxonomy places the organism in Eukaryota, Metazoa, Arthropoda, Insecta, Coleoptera, Tenebrionidae. The record is from RefSeq and is a predicted model, not a curated record. Gene Ontology annotation, cellular component: cytoplasm.
AUUCUAAAUAAAUACAUUUGAUGCCCAAAGCACAUUUCUGAAAGGAAAGUGGCUUUGUGUACACUCUCUGAGACACCUUUGAAUAUCAUAUGUCUAAGUGAUAAUAAAAUUAUUAUGGCAUCCCAGGAAAAUAAUAUUAUUUUAGACUCAGGAGAGAAGUUGUCUCAACAGCAAGAAAUAUCUGAUUUAAAGCUACAGCUAAAUGCAUCGCAACAAACUAUAGCUAGCUUAGAAUUAAAAGUGAGACAAAAAGAAGAGAUUAUCAUAAAAACUCAAGCAGACUCAAUAAAGCAAACUCAAGCGCUGAAGUCUGAAUCAAAAAUUAUAGAAAACAGUUCUACAUCAAAAUUACAAGAGGCUCUUAAAGCAGCCGAAGAAAAGGCUGCGAAAGCUUUAAAUGAUCUCCAUGACAGAACUGAAAAGGAUUAGAAAAUGAAAAACAUUGCAAGUCAUGAUACUAAAUACAAAAAACUGAACGACCUACAUGAAACUGUUAAGGAUAAUUUGGCAACUUUAGAAAUGGCAUCCCAUGACAUUAUUCAGAAAUAUGAACGGGCCAAAGCUGUUAUUGAGGGUUUUAAAGCAAAUGAAGAGGUCUUUAAAGAUAAUAUUGAAAGAAUGGAAAAGAAUCUUAAAAUGAAAGCCCAAAGAUACGAAUCUCUCAAGGCUCACGCCUCAAAACAAAUAGAAAAAGCAAAUAAAGAAAUUUUCUUAAAGAGUCAGUUUGAAGCGUUAGAACUGAAACAAAAUGCAAUUAUUAAAAGGUUGGAAAUUAAAACUGAACCGCUGGAGAAUUCUUUAGAACAAAAAAUAAAGGAGUCGGAACUGGCAGCGUUAUGUGAUGAAGUAACAGGCAAAAAAGUGUAAAAAGCAAUUAAAAACUACUAAUGAUUUAUUGAUCUCAUUAUUUAUUAUUGUAAUUUUUCCAUUAUUUUAUUAUCACUAAUAAUGUGAUGUUUAAUUUACUUAAGCAUAUUAAAGAUCUAUUUUAAUUGGUAAUUUUUGUAAACAUUUUACUGCUUUUUUGAAAUAGACAUGAAAAACAUGUG